GGGGCGGGUUGCGGCACCGGCGGAGCCUUCCUCGCCGAGCCGCGCCGGGCCCGGCCCGCUCCCCCGCGGGAGGGACGGAGAGCCGCGGAGCCGGGACGCGCCGGUGGCCGCCGCCCGGCCCCCCCCGAGGCCGCCGCCGGGAGGAGGGAGCGGCGGGGAGCGGGGCUCGGCGCUGCCCGCCCGCUGGCUGUGCCUCGGCCGAGCAUGCACUGACUCGCCGCCUCGGCUCGGAGCCAUCCCCGCCGCCGGGGUGCGCGUUGCAUGGUGUGGGGAUACACGGUCUCGAUAAUAAAUGAUAGAGGAUACAAUGACUUUGCUGUCUCUGCUGGGUCGGAUCAUGCGUUACUUCUUGCUUAGACCGGAGACCCUGUUCUUGCUGUGCAUCAGCCUGGCCCUGUGGAGUUAUUUCUUCCACACGGAUGAGGUGAAAACCAUUGUUAAGUCCAGCAGGGAUGCGGUGAAGAUGGUGAAGGGCAAGGUGGCCGAAAUCAUGCAGAAUGACAGGCUCGGGGGGCUAGACGUGCUGGACGCAGAGUUCUCCAAGACCUGGGAGUUCAAGAGCCACAACGUGGCUGUCUACUCCAUUCAAGGCCGGAGGGAUCACAUGGAGGACAGGUUCGAAGUAAUCACUGACCUGGUGAACAAGACUCACCCCUCCAUCUUCGGGAUAUUUGAUGGGCAUGGAGGAGAGUCAGCAGCAGAAUAUGUGAAGUCCCGCCUGCCUGAAGUCCUGAAACAACAUCUUCAAGACUACGAGAAGGACAAGGAGAACAGUGUGCUGUCCUAUCAAACCAUCCUGGAACAGCAGAUUUUAUCAAUUGAUCGAGAAAUGCUGGAAAAAUUGACUGUAUCCUACGAUGAAGCAGGUACCACUUGUUUGAUCGCCCUGUUGUCAGAUAAAGAACUCACCGUGGCCAACGUGGGUGAUUCGCGGGGAGUCCUGUGUGACAAGGACGGCAAUGCUAUCCCCUUGUCACACGAUCACAAGCCCUACCAACUGAAAGAGAGGAAGAGGAUUAAAAGAGCUGGUGGUUUUAUCAGCUUCAAUGGCUCCUGGCGCGUUCAGGGGAUCCUGGCCAUGUCCCGCUCGUUAGGAGAUUACCCUCUGAAGAACCUGAACGUUGUCAUUCCCGACCCCGACAUCCUUACCUUUGACCUGGACAAACUGCAGCCAGAGUUCAUGAUCUUGGCGUCGGAUGGUCUGUGGGAUGCUUUCAGCAACGAGGAAGCUGUCCGAUUCAUCAAGGAACGCUUGGAUGAACCACACUUCGGUGCAAAGAGCAUAGUUCUACAGUCCUUUUACAGAGGAUGUCCUGAUAAUAUAACAGUGAUGGUGGUGAAGUUCAGAAAUAGCAGCAAAACAGAAGAACAGUAAUUACCGGUGGCUCCCUGCCUCACUCUGAACUGAAAACAAACUCUUACAUUUUAAACAUAGUAGAAAGCUCUAGUAAAUACCGUUAAGAUUCUACAUAAAAGGAACAGAUCCCUCUGGUCUUUGUUCUUCGCUUAACAAAAGGAGCAAUACAACAGAUACACUCUGAGUGAUUAUAAGAAUUAAGUUUGUUCACAUAUACCUGUUUCCUGUGACCUUGCUGCUCCUUAGAAACUAACUGUAAUCUUCCAUUUCAGAAUUUGCUUUCCAAACCCUCUGUAGACUUUUCAUUUGAUUCCUCACCUCUCAUUUCUAAUAGUCAAAGGUUCGUUCAGAUGCACAGCAGGGUCGGGGCAGUGCUGCCGCUUAAUAGCAAGUGAUAGGAAUGAUGCUGCUUUUCACUCGUAGGUGUGACUCUUCAGAAUGAUGCUCUCGUGUUUCUCAUCUCUUUUCUUUUUUAAUCUGCAGUGAUAAGGUUCUAUAGGAAAAGGUUAGCGAUUAUUGGCCUGUUACUGAUAGGAAGGAGGAAGAGGAGCCAACUAUUAUCCUGCUACCACAGAACUGGCUCUCUCGCUUUGUUUAACCUCCCCCCCUGAAAUCAAUUCUUGCCAGGCAUGUGAUGAGGUGUAGUUACCGAAUUACCUGAAGCCACAUGUUUAUUCAGUCUGUGCAUUACUCUCAUAACAUUUCUUCUAUGCCAUAUUGUAUUCAAACCAACUAACGUUAAGCUUCCACAAAAUACUUUGAGGUCUGACACCUUCUAUAUUAAAAAAUAGCUCUGUCGUGAUGGAAGAAUGUCUGUCACUCACCAAGACUCAUCCUUACAUUAGAUUUUUGGCAUGGAUGUUUCAUAGGCAUGUAAAGAAAGGAAUGCAAGAUAAAAUUAAUUUCGUUAGUGACUGUUUGGAAAUCUAAUCCAAACAGGGCAUUCCUUAGAGCUACUCAGAUGGAAGUCAAGCCUAUUAAAGACUUCUGUGUAGCACUGCAGAUUAAUUUGUGGUGUUAAUCCGGGGGAAGACCACUUUCGAACAGUUUUUUGGUAUAAUAUAUAAAUGCCAGGCAGUGUCAUUGCACUGUAGAGGCAAAAGCUUGCGUUAAAUCUAGAUAAAAAUGCAUUUAGCUCUAACGUUCAGUAUUUCAUUGUAUUUUGGAACCUGUGACUCCUGUAAGUUUGGCCAACGGCAGUCGGAGUUUGCUCGCCAUCUGCUAACUGCGCCGGCUGCUUCACAACGCAGAGGCAGCGUGGCAGGGCCCCCCGUGAGCCGGGGGAGCAGAGCCAGGGCCCGAGCCGGGGGCGCGUUUUGGGCGCCUUCCUCACCCGCAUCGUGUCGUACAACAGUCCCUGGGACUCCCUGCUGGCAAAGCGCGGUCCUGGACGAUCCGCUGAAGUCUCCCGUCUUGAAGGCGAUGGGGGUUGUCAGUAUUCGGGUCCUGAGGUGAAUCAGGGAUAUAAUGCAGUAACUAACCUUGGCUGUGUCUCGGAUAAAGGUACGAUGUAACUUCGUUUAAAAGCGACCCGUUUUCUCGUCGCCCACCUACAGCAUUUUGGGGCAAGUGGCUUUGCUGGGCCCUAAAACGCUGUGAUGUGUUGUGGUCGUGCUGAGCAGCUGUGGCGUCUCUGAAGACAAAACUGAAAGAGCACAAAUUCCGCUUUCUGCUCGAGAAGGAACUCCCAUCUUAGUCUUUCCGGUUUUGUUCCUAGGUUAUCUCUUCCCCGACACACUUCUCUCCUUGUUUAGAGAUAAUCACAGCUCUUAAUUGGCUCUGUUGCAAUGACCAGUGCUAUUCAAAGCGUACACAAGUCCUUUAGCAGCCUCUGCUCAUCCCAGACUCUGGGUAGAGCCCCUUGACUCGGAGCAAUAGAAAAGUGAAAAGCAUGAAAGUGUCCGGCAUCCUCUGAAACCAGCAGGCAGGUCCUUCCCCGGAGGAUGGAAGGUUUCAGACUUUUUAAAUCUCGUGAACAGUGAAUUUUAAAAUGCAACUGUGCAGUUAAAUCGAGCGGCUAACUGGAAAUGUUAAUAAUUGCAGAGUGCUUCAGUUAUUUUAUUUUGAAAAGGUAUUUGAGGUCAGAGGGCUGUGAAAUGAAAACCUUGUGUGAUACUUUCACGGGAGUGCUUAAUCAUGGGCUCCGUGAUGCUAGAGCAGCAGUAUGGAAACCGUGCUCCAGGCAGAGCUCCUGGUGCAUGCGGGGUUUGCCUUUCCUUUCUCCUUCACAGAUGAUGUUUCCGUUGUACCGGCUUGUCUCUGUAGGACACAGCCUGGAGGUUUGUCAGAACAGCUGCCCAGGGAAAAGAAGAAGAGCAGAGACAUCACUACUAAUCCUUCACAAGUUAGAACUGGAACACUGGUCAGCUCCAAAAAAAAAAAAUAAAAUGUUGUAGACUCUUGCCACUCUUGAGCGAAAAGCUGACGGCUGCGGCUCCCGUCGCGGAGGGACACCCCAGCUCCUGCCCAGCACAGCCCGCUCGCUGGUCGCUCCCGCCCUCGAGGCGGUGGGGAAGAUGAGGUGGCAGGAGUCGUACGCCUUCGCGGAGUCCGGCAGCAGCCGUGAGGAAGCAGCGGGAGGGUGGCUCGCUCUGGAAGCGAGCCAUGCUCACAGGAUUUAGGAAAGCAGGUAGCGCAACGCAGCGCAGAACUGUUUGGCAGACUUGGUUGGAUAUUUACUGCAGGAUUUAUUUGCUCUGUCACUCCCAGGCCCAACCAGCCUUACUUGAACCUUCAAGAGUCUGCCAUUGCAACAACAGUUGUUGAGCACCAUUCCAGUAGCUCCCCUUCCUGGCCAAAGGCAUUCAUGCCAAUGAUCUCUGGUAAACUUGUUGACUUUCGGUUUUAUUACUUAAAAAAAAUAGUUACAGCUACUUUAGGUUUAAAGAUGAGGGAUUAAUGGAGAUGACAGGCUUGCUGUAGUCUUCCACAUACAUGCGCAGUGCCUACCUACGCCCAGGUAGAACUCUAAGAAGUUUUUAAUCCAGUUCUAGACAUCUAGAACUUCCCUGUCAUAUUAAUUUGUGCCAAAUUCUGUCGUGAUACAUACGGCUGUUGGAUGACAAGCAAUGUACAUAUUCUUUAUGCAACCCAAACGAUCGAGGGUCUGUUCCUCCACUGCCUUAAUCAUACGUCCUACGUCUGGAAAGAGUUGCCAGACCCUGUAGGCAGAAACAGCCCCAGGUACGCUCGGGCAGCGUGGCAGGUUCCGGCAUCGGAGGGGCAGGGCUUCCGCACGCCAUCCUCAGCGCGGCUUUCCUGCCAUUUUCCCCCUCCAAAAAAGGGGAGAUGCGUUGCGGUUAGGUGGCGCGCACACAUCCGAGAGCUCCCGAAUUCUUGCUGUAUGAGUGUGUGGAGGUUUUUUGUUGCGUAAGCCGGAGUAGCUCCCUCAGUGACAUCCAUUCAUCAACGAUGGUUUCUAAUGGCAGGGAACAGGUAUGUCAAGUUGCUGCCGAAGAGCAUCUUUUGUAUGGUCCAAUAUAAAAAAAAAUUAACCUUGUAAUUAGUCAUCCAGUACUUAAAAGAAUUUAGGCUCCUCCCAGCUAACAGUUUAACUCACAUAGUGCUUUUUAAAGACACUACCAUCUAGAUUUUCGCUCUGAUUAUCGACUACCGUUUAGUUUGUCAUUCUUCACAGUUUAUCAAACCUCGGCGGGUUGUAGCUCCGGGUCCCGGUACGCACCCCGGGCCUUGCACCAGCCUGGUUAGGCGGGCUCAGAGCUCCGUCUAGUGGCUGGCCUGGCCUGAGUAGGAACCCAGCACUACUUCUUGCAGCUACUAGUUGCUCUCGUAGCCCCUGUGAAAAAAAUGUGCGUGAUUUAGUCCCCACUGAUCCUGUCUCCUGGGGGAGGGAUGGUCACGGAUGACAUUGUGAGGCCUGCGUCAGAGCUGUAGUCCUAAAAUUACUAAAAAUUACAAAAUUUUAAAUGAAAGAGCCUGUUUUACUGAAUAGAAUGUUUGGAUAAAUAUAAAUAAAGUAAAUGUCAUCUAGCAUCAUGAAGUAUUGUCUACUGACUUAUGAACACAAAGUCAGUACCAAAACUAUUCCUAAUGUUAUUACAGUAUUCUACCAGUUACCUAAGGUAAAAAUAAUAAAAAAAAAAAAAAACCACAACAGUUGUGAAGUUUUUAGAAUACAUAAGUUAGUACUGAAGCAGUGCAUCAACUUGAAACAAGUGUUUGCUACGUAAACACUAACACUGCAUCUUGAAAUGUUGUUCAGCUGCCUCUCAGAAGACAACAUCCUUGCUUUAAACAAUACUAAUAGAUUGCUAAUAUAUCUGAUACUUAUUUUACACAGAGAAACAUUUAGUACGUGAUUAUAGUAAAGGAAAAAAAACACCUCACCAGCCUUUCUUUUUCUCGAGUAGGUUUUUAGGCCUCCAUCCUGCAAUCUGGCUGUACAAAAUUCCAAAGUUAAAGUGUAGAACAUUCUGCUGAAGUCUGACAACUGCACAGACCAGAGCUGCUGCCCUUCAGUGUUGUCAAUAUAUUUAUAAAUUCUCUUUCUAAACCUGAACUCGUAUCUAAAAAGAUACAGACAGUUAAUAUUGAGUUGAAGUUUAAAUCACUUUUAUUUAUAUAGUGUUGACUGCAUAAGGCUUAGGUAAGAAGCUGUUUUGCCUACAGUUUUCCCGUAGGUAACCUUAAGCUGUAGGUAUCAGUUGUCUCUAGUCACACGAUAGCCUGGAUGCUCUGUUCAGCAAAAUGUGUGUGGCCAAAGCAGCUGAAGCCUAUCUAAACCCAUCGAUAGACGCUCAUAUCACCAGCAAGUCUCAAGUAAAGCUUUGAAAUCCACUUCUAUGAGCAGGUCAGCUCCUAUAUCUGCUCAGUCCUAGGGAAGAACUCUGAAUUAGUUGAGCAAUAGGGCAAUAAGCACUUUUUUCUGCAUUUAAAUGGCCAACUCUAUAUUCCUGUAAGGCUGUGGAGACAUAUCAGUGCUUCUAGGGACACCGAUGCUCAGAAAUCUACUGCAGCCUCUAUUCCACCAAGUUCAUCAAAUGAAUAAUCAGUUAUAAUGCAGGACUGUCGAACACUGCUCUCCAGGCAUUCCUGCACUGCAUUCACUGCCAAAGUCCACAGGUGAUUUUUAAACUUUCUCCUGGUAAGAAAAACUUAGUGAUGCUAAAAAGGUGAUUCAUUUGGAAAAAAGUUCUUUGGAGCUCGUUCCAGUCUGUACUGACUCUCCACUGCUCUUUGGUACACGGCUCUGUAUGCAUAAGCUAGGUACAAAACGUCAGCAGUGCUCAGCAGUGCUGGAUUUACAAAUGAAGUCAAUUUUUAUGCAGUUCAAACCCAUCUACCUUUAACAUGGCAAACUGCAACGAUCGCGUCGCUGCUGACUACAAAGUUAACAGGAGAAGCCCCUGGAAAAACAACUUUAAAACCCGUGAGGUGUGAAUACUACACUGAGCGACUGUAAAACCGCUUCUACCCGGUGUGUUUGGAACUGGUCUCGAAGAAACAGUCGAGGCCGACUCAUUAUGAAAAUGAACCGCACGUUCAGAACGCUGCAAGGGCAGGUCAGAGCUUUAUUAACAAAAAUCCCACACGACACUCAAGAUAACGAACCCGCAGUGUUGAAGCAAUCCAUCUCGGUUAGCGACAGCUUCCAUUCAGUACAACACGGCUGUGUUAUCCGAGAUAAGAGCCUCUUCAGGCUUGUUUGUAACGUUUUUUUCACUCAAAGCCAGAAGUGGUUUUACGAUUUUAUCUCUAUCGCAAGCUCAGGGGAGACUGCGCUUUACUCUGAGGCGGAGGACCGCCGCAGGCAAAGCAGUGCUGAGGAGCGGCUGGGAUGUCGGGCCGAGCCCCAUCCCGGUCGGGAUGGACGCGACGCCCACACACCGUCGUCUCUCCCGAUGUCCAAAAAAGCUCAUUGGGAUUAACGUGGCCUGGAAAACGAACGUGCUGCGCAGCAACGGUCAGAAGGCCAGAGGUGAAGGGAGCUCAGGUAUAGAAACCAUCUCGAGAGAGGUCACUUGGGGUCAGCUUUGUCUUUUUAAGUCCUUCUUUGAUAGGAGGAAACUAAGUCCCAGAGUCCCAUCAGGGCAGGUGAGACGAGCGACACUGAGCACGGACACUACUUCCCACUACGAGGUGCAGGCCGGUACGGCCUUUAGCCAGGAAUCACCUAACAGCAGCAUUUCAGGGACAAUACUUUCUUCAGUCCUGUGAAAGAAAGUGGCUUUGUGAUUUUUAGAAACCCAAUAUAUAAAUAGAGGGGGGGAUGGGCUUGGGUAUGGUUUACAGUUUGAGGUUUCUUUCACAAUCUGAGGUUUCUUUAAAAUGUGGACUCAACUACACAUGAAAAAACUCACCGCCAAACCCAACCACCUGCUCAGCUUCAUCUUACCUUUGUUUUCUUUCCUUCCUGUAUGGAGUUCUUGCAUUUGGAUAUGGUUUACAGCUUAAUAUGCAAAACACAGGAACAGCAUUAAAACCUGAGAAGCUUCAUUUAACGGAGACUGUAGAAAGCUUUACAUCUUUCCCUGCCACCUCUAUCUUAGGCAAACUGUAAAGUACGUAAUGAAUGACCAAAAUGGAACACGCUACUCAGACAAAAACAGAGGGGAAUAAAAAUUUUAAAAUACAGAGCAAAGCUCUGCCUCCCAACCUCCUUCAACGUGAGCGACAGACACACAUCAGGAGUUCAGCGUCACACUGCUUGGCUAACCUUCAGUUUUUAGUUUAAAUUUAAAAAAAAAUAUUAUAAAGUUACAUUAUUUAUUGUGCAUCGAGGCAUUCAUGAGUUAGUUGCUGUGAACUUGCACUGAAAUGUUUUAGUAGUAAUUAGAAAAUGUAAGACAAAACUUAGGAAAAUAUUCCAAGCCAUCUACGUCCUGUUAAUACUGAACUGAUCAUAGAGUAACGCCCCUAAAUUUGCAGCACGUUCUGUUUCGUGGUUUACUUUGAACUUGUUGGUUCUACAACGCACACACAAUGUUUGAGCAUUCUGACUUUUUAACUCUUCUGAAAUAACGUACAGGCAACACAGGCUCAGAAGUUUCCAUCACGAACCCCUUUUGCUACUUCUACUCAGCAGUAGUUUCCAAACAUCUUUGACCAACGGAUUGUUAUUAGGCUUUUCAAGACAGAAAGCCCCACAAUUUUAAUAUCAAAAUCACAAAUGCUUGCAAUUUGGAUUCAAUACAGCUUUCUGAACCACUUACCUGCACGAGAAAAAGAAUCUUAGGAUUUGGAAAAAUCUUGGCCUGUGGUUUAGGCUUCGGUUUUAGUACAAUAUUGUAGGCAGAUGCAAUAACAUUUGGGCUUUUUUUAACCUUUUGCAUGGCUGCUCACACUACAGACUUUCCUGAUAUUUGCUUUUAGCAGGAACAUUAGCGUAGUUAUGAAUUUUUAUGAUCUUUUAAGCAAUAAUAAGGUCAGACUCAAAUACAAACCAGAUUUGGAAAUGAGGUUUUUUUAAAAAGCAGGAGCAGGAAUAUUUCACAAUGUAAAUUUCUUGCAGAAUUGAUGUCACUUCAGAUUACAAUUUCAGGUGGCAUAAACAGAUCACUGUGUAUAAACCUACAUUUGUGAAAGCAAAAGCCUUGUAAUCUAUGAUCAGUGUUAUCAUUCUGGGGCACAAAUAUAAAAAAUACCUUGCUUGGUGACAGUUGCUUUUUUAUUGAGGUCCUGCACAACCAUUUCUCUGUGAUACUCGUUUCUAAUUCUCUCAACAGGAGCACUGUCUGCUUUAUCUAUCCAGUUUCUGAAGACUGCGUAGUGUUUCAUAAUUACUUUUUUUUUUUUUUGAAAAAGCAAUACAAACUGUGCUGUAGUAUCAGUGUUCUUGUGACAAAUAAUUUAUUUCUAAACAUUUAACAUGGCAGGCUUAUAAAAAAAAAACUGAGGGUUUUUGGUUUUUUUUUUUUUUUUUAAGCUGUAUAAACAAUCAAAGGACAAGUCAAACAUUUCUCACAGAGCUCUCAGGAUCUGACCACAGUACAACAAUCAAAUAACAGAUCCUAACACCAUAGGAACAGCUGUCGUUUUAUCUCUGUUUCUCAAAAUACAAUAGCAUUCUUCCCUCAGUUAUGCAAUACUGUAUCUUUAGCUAUUUAACAAAAAAAAAUCUAUUUUUGAAAAACUCUCACCUUCUUAACACAGAACAUUCUUAGAAUACUGACACCUGAAAUACUUGCCUAGAGAGUAUUCUCCCCAAGACUUAAUUUUUAUAUCUAAAAAAAUAACACGUCCUAUAAUUCCAUCAAGAUACCCUGUGCAGCUGUUGAAAAAGAUAGCAAAAUUCAAUACGGACCAUAAUCACAAUGUAACAAAAAAUGUGGUGAAACCUCAAAGUUGGUACUAGAGGUUUCUGCACCUCUUCUAAUUUGUCUCUAAGAGACUACCUGAAAGACAGCCAAAUGUAAAUACAUCAGAACAUCUUAGCAGUAGUACAAAUAAGGUGGCAGUGCUCUGUCAUUCUAGAUGUACAGGAUGUAACUAUAGUAUCUUCACUGUGUAGUGGAUGUGUCAAGAAUAAUUAUGUUCAUGCAAUUGCAAAUUCUGUAUUGUUGUCUAUUAGAAGUGUAAACUACUGAAAACAUGGCCUUGCUGAUAUGAAUAAAGUGAUUAAAAUACCCAUCUUUACAGA
Tyto alba (common barn owl) is the source of this 9956-nucleotide messenger RNA. RefSeq names its product protein phosphatase, Mg2+/Mn2+ dependent 1L (gene PPM1L). Bases 293 to 1375 code for a protein of 360 amino acids. The record is from RefSeq and is a predicted model, not a curated record. Gene Ontology annotation, biological process: protein dephosphorylation. Gene Ontology annotation, molecular function: cation binding; protein serine/threonine phosphatase activity. NCBI's taxonomy places the organism in Eukaryota, Metazoa, Chordata, Aves, Strigiformes, Tytonidae. The transcript has 4 exons.